UUCACACUUCUCUCGAGAGAUUAUUAUCAAUGGCAGGUUUCAUUCGAACUAAGCGAGUCACUGGCCCGAUCCACGACCGAGUCCGGGCCCGACUCAUCGGCCAUAUCAGCUCUGCCAGCAGCGGGAGCGAGGCUGAUCAAUCUCCCUGCCUAUCCGAACUCGUUUACGGCUUUCUGGAGGAAGACGUUGAUGGUGAGCCAGAAACAACGCGUGGUUACUUGUCUGACUCAGACCGAGCCGGCUCGCCCCCUGACUCUACGGAUGCGAUCGAGAAGGUUUUGGAACAGUGGGCCAAAGCCGUUAGUUUAGACUCUUACAGAAACCUCCUGCAAGAUCACAUUUUAGAGGCGAUGAAGGUGUUUCCAAGCGGGAUGAUGCUCAGUGGCGCUGCUCUUCUCCGGCAAAGGGUGGUGGUCUUUUUACAGAAGAGCGGCCACAAUGCUGCUGUCUGCAAGACAAGGUGGGAGUCCUCUGGCAGCCUGACUGCCGGCAAUUACGAGUUCAUCGACGUGGUUAUGCCAGGAUUAGGCGGGGAGAGCCGGUACCUCAUUGACCUGGACUUUGCCUCCCAAUUCGAGAUUGCAAGGCCGACGAGCCAGUACUCAAGGCUGCUGCAGACCCUGCCGAGGGUCUUCAUCGGCCAGGGCGAUGUCCUGAAGGCGAUCGUGAAAGAGAUGAGCAGAGCGGCCAAGAGAUCUCUGAAGAGCAGAGGCCUCUCAGUUCCGCCGUGGAGGAAGAGCCGUUACAUGCAGAACAAGUGGCUCAGCCCGUACCACCAGACCGUCAAUCCAGUUCCGGCAACUGUUCCGGUCAAUGCCAACAUUGCCGUCCCAUGCUGUUGGGUGGGCUUCGACGACGCCGUAGAUGGCCGUCUGGUCCUCCGUACGAGAUAAUUUACAUGAAUAAAUUUCGCUAGCAGUAGAUAAUAAUAUUAUCAUCAGGAAUUAUUUUGAUCUAAUUUUCUUCUCUCGAAAUAUUUUAACUGAAAAGGCAAAAGAAGACGAGCCUAAGCAGGAAGGAAGUCAUCUCCGUUGAGGACUAACGGCGAACUUUUAGCCAGUA
This is a messenger RNA of Punica granatum (pomegranate), 1062 nucleotides long. Lineage: Eukaryota; Viridiplantae; Streptophyta; Magnoliopsida; Myrtales; Lythraceae. The record is from RefSeq and is a predicted model, not a curated record.